Mercurialis annua (annual mercury) is the source of this 537-nucleotide messenger RNA. RefSeq lists its product as uncharacterized. The record is from RefSeq and is a predicted model, not a curated record. NCBI's taxonomy places the organism in Eukaryota, Viridiplantae, Streptophyta, Magnoliopsida, Malpighiales, Euphorbiaceae. The coding region runs from base 66 to 428 and encodes 120 amino acids. The transcript has a single exon.
AUUUCUCCUCAACCCCAAUAUAUAAUCUCAUCACAUCAUUAAUCUCUCCAAAUUAAUCUAUAAUCAUGGAGUUCAAUCUACCAAGAACAAGACAUGUGAUGACAUUAAUGUCCAUAGCAGACGUGGCUUCAUGGUACUGUGCUCUUCUCCUCGUUACUCUUUUAUUGCAAAGCUCUGUCAGAGAAUCGGCUCAGACGACAGCAAGUUAUGACUCCGACGAGGUUUUCAAAGGGAGAGGAAUCUCCGACAGAGGCUGCGAUGAGAUUUAUGUUGUGCAAGAAGGUGAAACGCUUCAGACGAUCAGUAAUAAGUGUGGUGAUCCUUUUAUAGUUGAGCGGAACCCUCAUAUUCAUGAUCCUGAUGAUGUUUUUCCUGGUCUUGUUAUCAAGAUUAUUUCUUCACCUCCUACACAUAUCUUCAGGUCCUAGGGUUUUUGUUUAUGCAGGUAUAUAGUUGAAGUUUACUAGUAAAAUUACAAACUCAAUUUUAUAUAUAUGAUUUAUAUAUUAUGAUAACUAUAUUUUAUUUUAGAGCAUA